Penicillium waksmanii is the source of this 1239-nucleotide messenger RNA. RefSeq names its product putative acetylornithine aminotransferase. The transcript has 5 exons. The record is from RefSeq and is a predicted model, not a curated record. Gene Ontology annotation, cellular component: cytoplasm. Gene Ontology annotation, molecular function: pyridoxal phosphate binding; L-ornithine transaminase activity; identical protein binding. The coding region runs from base 1 to 1239 and encodes 412 amino acids. NCBI's taxonomy places the organism in Eukaryota, Fungi, Ascomycota, Eurotiomycetes, Eurotiales, Aspergillaceae.
AUGGUAUCAAAUAGCAGCAAACCAGAUCUGAAAUUGAGUCCUCGUGUCAAGGAGCUCUUGGACUUAGAAUCUCGGUUCACGGCUGGCGGGUUUGACCCUAUGCCUUAUUUUUUUGAGAAAGGUCAAGGAUCUCUGCUAUGGGACGUCGAUGGGAAAGAAUACAUUGAUUUCAUUGGCAUGUUUAGUGCUGUUAACACUGGACACUGUCAUCCCUACAUCCAGGAGGCUCUUACAGAGCAGUUAAAAAAAGGUAUCCCCGGCGAAUCAAGCAGCGGACACAGCUUGCAAGAUAGCAAGAAGCUGGGGUAUCAAUCAGAAAAAGAUCCCGGCAAACGAUUGUAUCAUUCUUGGAGUCGGGGGUUCCUAUCAUGGGCUCUCCUCGGGGGUCUGGAGCUUGAUGAAUUCAAAUCCAUUGAGGUCAACAAUGGGAAAGAAUAUGGACUUGAUAGCAAGAUUCAGAUGAAUAUCAAUCCCGGUACGGGGGAGCUUCUGGAAUACCUUGACCUAGAGAAAAUUAGAUCUUGCCUCAAAGAGCAUAAAGAUAGGGUGGCAGCGGUCAUCAUGGAAUGUAUUCACGGAUAUAGCCGAGAUAUGAAUGAUGAGGUUCACUACGCCCGAGGUGUUUAUGAGAUUUGUAAGUCUAUGAAUAUCCUCUUCAUCGCGGAUGAAGUGCGGCAAGGAGCGGGAAAAACUGGGAAGUUUUUCAGCUUUCAACAUCUCGGUGAUGACGUGAAGCCUGACAUAGUGACGAUGGGAAAAUCAAUCACUGGGGGCUUUUAUCCUCAGUCCUUUAUAAUGGGUAUGGAUACAGCCAUGGCAGCCGUUGGACCUUACGAGAUGGCUAGCACCUACGGCUUCAGUCCAUUGGCUAUUGCAGCCGCAAACGCAACCAUUGAUAUUAUUUAUCGAGAAAAUUUGAUUGAACGAGGUGUCCAUUUAGGAUAUCUGUGGAGAAAGACUGUCGAAUCUUGGCAACAUCCACUUGUGGACUAUGUUGCACAGAUCGGCGCCGAUUCCAACUUGAUUCUUCGAGAAGUGCAGCCGUCGCGUGUAGCAGCCCUGUGCAUGCAUCGAGGACUAUUCGUAUAUCCUAAAGCAGAUGGAAUUCGGCUCAGUUUCGCCAUGAACAUGCCUGACGAGGUGCUUUUGAAAGGAGCAGCUAUCCUGAAAAGCUGUUUGGAUGAUAUAGACAAAUAUGGAUCAAUUGAGGGGGAAAUGACCCGUUAUAGGACAGUGUAG